AUGAGAUCGACGAUUACCUUUUUUGAAUCACUCGAAACGCAUAUGAAGUUCCAAAUUUAUUUUUUUCUCUUAAUUUCAUGCGUUCUAGCCAAAAAGCCUGUAAUCUUUUGCGAUGACGCCUAUGGAAGAUACACUGCUGUUGCUGGAAAUUUGGAUCUUAGCACUUUCGAGUUUCCAAUAAUGUCUAAAAUAUCAUCAGCUAAUGAUGCUUCUGGAUCGAAAAUGUUACAUCCUUGCUAUUCAUUGAGUAAUACUAAUAACUAUAAAAACCAAUUGUUUGAUAUUUUCAGUGUUGGCGAGUUUGCCCCAAAUAUCUGUGAACGACAGUGUGCACAUUUUGUUGAUGUUUUCCGCUUUGAAUGUGGAGAUCGUCGUCCACCUCCAUCAUGGCUUGCUGGUACAGUUAUUGGAGCAAAACGAAAGAUUAACUGUUCUGAUUGGGCGAUUCCUUUAACAGAAAAAGGAAAGAUGGAUGGAAUAUCGUUAACAUUCACUUAUGGAACUUAUCAAUCAAGUAACGGAAAUGAUUUGUCACCUCCGUAUACAUUGGACAAUAAGUCCAUAGAAUAUUUGGACAGUAUGGUUAUUAAAGGCUUACACAUCAAACCAGUUGUUGAUCCAACUAAAAAAGAUACAGCAAUGUCUGAAAUGGAAUCAAUGUUUGAACAAUUUGUUGCAAGACACCCUGAAAUUAUCCAUAUUGCAUUCGGAAAUCCCAUUACAUUUUUUGGUGACACUUUUAGAAAUGAUUCCAAGUUAUAUGCACCAAGGUUCAUACCAACUUCAAAGUUUUGGGCAACUCUUUCCAAAAUUCCAAGUUUGAAAAGUUUAUCAUUGAGUGUGAUCGAGAUUACUGGAAAAGAGGAUAUUCCUGAAGGAAUGACUCGUAAUUUGAGAUCUAUCGGUUUUUACGAUGUUAAAAUGAAUUCCAUUCCAAAUUGGAUUAAAACAGAUCAAAUUCAAUUUUUGGAAUUUCAAUCUUCAAUUUCCGAUAAUGUCGAUAUGUCUGCACUUGAUGAAUUACCAACUUUAGAGCAUUUCCUAUUGACGGAAUCCAGUCUGACAUCUAUCAAAUCUCCAUUUUUGUCAAAAAGCUCAAAAUUAAUAUCUUUAACUCUUCAAUGUAACUCUAUAAGUUCCAUUGCUGCUGGAGCAUUUGAUCAUUUCACGGAGCUUCAGUUCUUGAAUCUAGCUGGAAAUCGGAUUGCUUCUCUGCCUUCAAAUCUUUUAUUAAAUCUGAAUAAUUUAAUUGUAUUGGAUUUGAAAGCAUUAGAUAAUUCAUCAAAUACAAUUGGAACAUAUAAUGAACUUUCAAUGCAAUGUCAAAUCAACCAAAAAGCUUCAACUGUUCCAGUCAUUCUUGAUAAAAUGCCUGAUGUUUCAAAACCGGAAAAGCUUGUUGCUCUAGAAAUUAGAGGUCAGGAAAAUAUUAUGAAAAACGAUAAGAGUUUUUUGAAGAAUUUCAAGAAUUUGGAGAUUCUGAAUCUUGGCAAUCUUGGAUUGUUAUCUGCUCAGAAUUUAUCACUGGAAACUCUUUGCAAUUUGAUAGAUUUAAAUCUUGUUGGAAAUCCAUUAAGUGAUAAGGAUUGGAUCAGUGAGGAUUUGUUUGUAAACUUGAAUCUUCAAAGACUUCGAAUGGGACAACCAUCAUCAAUGACAUCAAUUCCAAAUUCAUUAGUUGCUUUCAUGAGAACGGCAUCUCAAAUUAUGUACUCCACUCCGAUUUCUCUCAAUUCUGUGGAUAUCUACAAAAGGAAAAUUGGAUGUGAUUAUGACAGAAUUUCAAGUGCAACAAUGUUCGGAUAUUCUCUGCGGAAUGCAAGUUGUGAGAGCAACGUGAAAAGUGCAAUUGAGAAUAUUCGGACCAUGGAACUUCAGAAAAUGGAAACCCAAUGUCAAUAAUUUUAUUGGUGAAUAAAAUUAAUUUUCAAUAAAGUGUUAAUUUUGUUAA
This is a messenger RNA of Caenorhabditis elegans, 1951 nucleotides long. It is a transcript of the gene lron-4, whose product is annotated as eLRR (extracellular Leucine-Rich Repeat) ONly. The record is from RefSeq and is marked reviewed. NCBI's taxonomy places the organism in Eukaryota, Metazoa, Nematoda, Chromadorea, Rhabditida, Rhabditidae. The coding region runs from base 1 to 1902 and encodes 633 amino acids. The transcript has 10 exons.